AUGGCCGGGCGUGACCAUCUCCCGCGCGAGAGCAUAGAUAGCUCUGUUCAACAGAUGUCAGAUUUGGUGCCAGUCGAUGGCCCGUCAUUCCGCCGCACACCCGGUCAACAAUCGACGAAUACGAAUGUUUUCUCUGACGAUUUUUCCAUCGACUCCGUAGAGUCACCUCUCUUCGCUAACCACCGACGUUCCAUCUCCAUCUCCUCCACCAAUUCUUCAUCGACGAUAGGACCGCGUCGGCCUGGUGGAUCUGCCACUGUGUCCGAUUACAACAUGCAACUGAUGCUCCUUGAACAGCAGAACAAACGACGCAUUGUCAUGGCUCGUCAACAGCAGGAAGAUACAACAGAGAACCUGCAGCGAUCGACAAGUCGACACUCGCUUGCCCGGUCUCAUGUCUCAACAACAGACGACGAAAUAGUCGCGGAUCCAUUUGCUGACCAGCCAACGUCGUCACAGAAUGAUCCCGCUCGUCGAUCGAGUAUUCGAAAAGACAUCCAAGCAUUAAACCGUCAAUCCACUAUUUCAACAACAUCCACAAGAUCAGGCUUUCAGGCUGCUCCUAGAGCUAUGAGUCCGUAUCAAGGCGCAACCGGCCCCAGUCAUCCAUACGGGAUGUAUCCGCAGAUUGGCGUAAGUCGAUCAGCAAGCGUUGCCACGACAUCGACAAUACGGCCAGAUGGCCCAUUCCGAGGUCGAGCUGCUCCAUCCCAUCCGUAUGGCAUGUAUUCUCAGAAUGUUGAUUACGAGGAAGAUCUUGGGGACCGACCUAUUCCAAUGGGGUUUCCUGCCGAUGAAAUGCAGAAUCGACAAGAAUCGACACCAGCAGAUGAAGUUGGAGAUAUAGUCGGACCUGAUGGACAUUUGGAGCAACUGCCUCCAUAUUCUCGCUACCCCGACGGCAUAGUCAGGCCGACAACAGGACGAGGUCCUGCCAGUAUCGCAAGUGCAAUGCGAGAGCCUCAGGAAAGUUCUCACGAUGAAUCCCUCUUGCGUUCUGAUGCGUCCUCUAGAACAUUGAUUAACGUGGACUCAUCGGAACCGCUCGUUCCGUUAUCUGAACGAAAUAGUCGGUUGAUGCCAUUUGACGAGAAGUUAGGUCGAAGAGGGCAACGAAAGUGCUGUGGUGCCCCAAUCUGGCUCCUGGCACUGCUUGGAUUGGGGAUGCUGAUUGGCGCUUUAAUUGGCGGGGUUAUUGGGGGCGUUUUGGGUAGGAGAGCUGCUGAGAAUCAUGCACGAAAAAACGCCGCAGACAAGCCGAAUCCAUCCUCACACACCCCAACAGUCGUGACCAUUACCGAAACUACCGAUGUGUCGCCAUUUUCAGGAACCCCGACGAAUAUUGCGGCUCUUCCUACUGGUAAAUACCAAGUCCCUUGGAUGAUAAAGAACACGUCCAAGUUCUGUAUCGGUGCUAGCAGUUACAAGGAUGUCAAAGCCUGGAGCUGUCAGAUUUUUACCCCUCUCGCUAUUGAAGUCCUGGGCACUAUUGAACGGAGCAAUGUCACGCUUGACCAACCAUCGUCCAAUGGUUCUCAUCUUAGCUACGGUGCUCAACUACCUUACGACGUCAACCCACCUCAGCAAGGUCUUCAGAUGAUAAGAGACAAGGAGGACCUUGAACUCGGACCAGCGCUGUUUUUCACCACCGCAUUCAACAAGCUUGUUGUUGUUGAGGAGCAGCAAAUUACAAUGUCAAAACGCUCCAUAGAUGAGAGUAUUGUGAACAAUGGAUGGAACCAACAAACAAAUGAAGCUACUCCAGGCGCAAAACCAUGGUAUUGCUGGUGGAAUCAAACACAACUCGAGGUCUUUAUCUAUAUCAAUGAGACGCAGGCAGGGUCCAAUCCUGUCACGACAUCUUCGACUACCUCAGCACCACCACCGACGGCAACGGCGGGCGUGGGAGCAAAUGGGGCUCCUCAAAACACAGCAACAGCGGGUCCGCACAAACGAGAUUUGGAAAGCCGUGGGAGUGUUAUUAUUGGGAACUAUCCAAGAAAGGUCAAGGUCAAGGAAAACCGUGUCAUUUCGACCGCGCCACAGGCGUACUGUCAACAAAUGCAGGUUAAUCCAGACAGUUCAAUUACUCCUAUCGCCAACAACAUCGUCCAAAUCAAUGAGGUCAAGCCGGGCACGGGCAGUACUAAAAGGGACAUGAUCUACGAGCGGGACAAUUACAGCGGCCCGUGUUAUUGCGAGUGGUUGACCAUUUAA
This is a messenger RNA of Talaromyces proteolyticus, 2217 nucleotides long. RefSeq lists its product as uncharacterized. The transcript has a single exon. NCBI's taxonomy places the organism in Eukaryota, Fungi, Ascomycota, Eurotiomycetes, Eurotiales, Trichocomaceae. The record is from RefSeq and is a predicted model, not a curated record. The coding region runs from base 1 to 2217 and encodes 738 amino acids.